Messenger RNA from Peronospora farinosa, 1434 nucleotides. The record is from the annotation of a GenBank genome assembly. NCBI's taxonomy places the organism in Eukaryota, Oomycota, Peronosporomycetes, Peronosporales, Peronosporaceae.
AUGACCACCACUUCACCCUGCAUCAAGAGCAACAUUUUCAAUCCAUGUGAUACAACGGUCCCCACGUCGUUUCUACUAUCUCCCACUUCCGUUGCGCACCGGAUUCAGAUGCUGGACCGUAAAACGGGAAGACAUGCACCAGGAAAUACGAUUCGAGACCAAUGGGUGGCCAACUUACAAAACAAGCGGAUGGCCGCUGCUGCAAAAACUGGUGAUCCGGUAGGCAGCAGAAAUCGAUUAUCAGGAACAACCACGAGCAAUACAGGUGACAGCAACAGCAGAAGCGGUUUUGCAACAAAGAGUAGUUGUAGUCGCAGUGCAGUAUCACGAGUAGCUGCAACGAGCAGGAAUGCUGCACAGUCCAGCGCAAUCGCCCAUGAACAGAGUCUGAAUACUCGCCAAAUUACUGCGUACCCUUCAAGCCUGAAUGUAGACAGUCAGAUUGCAAUGAGCGAUGCCGAUGCCAUAACACUUGAACAAUCGACCAUGCUGUUUAAUGAAAUGGGCGGUUUUGAACUCGAUUCACCUACGCUUUCGCGGCUCAUUUCAUCGCCGACUACGAUCACGAAGACAUCGAAGGGCUGGAUGAAAAGAGGGACCAAAAAAGUCGGAUCGAAUAAGCGAACGACACACUACCUGGCGCUUCAUUCCGACCAGUCAAACAGUCACACACCCUGCCGUAAACGGAACUGCGGGUCUGUCAAGUCCGACAUCUUCGAUUUUGACUACUACAGCAUGGUCUCGAACGCUUCCAAUGUUGAAACACCAGCCAAUAUUAGCGUGGACGCUUCUUGCGCGAAUACUCGGUAUCUUUGGGACCAGGAUCUUGACUUCAGCGGUGCAGGAGGAUACGCUGACACAUUCCUCGACUCACCUACACCCGAGCUUGCUGAGACGCCGCUUGUUCCGACAUCACAGUGGUCGAAUGUCAGCAGCACCACUAGUACCAGCAGCAAGCAAUCAAAUGACGAAGCAGAUGCGGCGUCGAGGUUUGACCAUCUGCAAUCAUUUCACACCAGCAGUAUUGAGCAAAAAGGAUUCAACCAGUUUUUUGAGCAGAACAACUUGGAUGGUACGGACGACGGCCACGACGACGAACUGCACCAGCUUGCAACAACACCUCUUGUUUGUGUCCGCAAGUCUCCGUUGUCUGAAAGUUCUUGCUUCACCCCAGCCACCACGGCCGCUACUGAGUGCUGUGGAGACAAACCAGCGACGUUGUCUUCGUCAUGGCAGAUGUCGUCGCCGUCUCCGAUCAGUACUUCAUCUCGGCCCGAUGCGUCUACGACGCAAUGUCGUUUGACUCUUUGUGACCAAAAGUACCCACCUGAGUUUGAAACCUUGAUGGGUGAAUAUAAUAUUACGGACAUCGAUCAUGAGCUCGAUGGGUUUUACCUGGACACCAUGGAGGUCAUCGAAAAUGGUCUUGACUGA